This is a messenger RNA of Vitis vinifera (wine grape), 1313 nucleotides long. Its product is annotated as oxoglutarate-dependent flavonoid 7-O-demethylase 1. The transcript is spliced from 4 exons. Bases 13 to 1083 code for a protein of 356 amino acids. NCBI's taxonomy places the organism in Eukaryota, Viridiplantae, Streptophyta, Magnoliopsida, Vitales, Vitaceae. The record is from RefSeq and is a predicted model, not a curated record.
GGUCAAUUAGCAAUGGCAUCAUCAAUACCGUCUUCAAGCUUUGGCACUCCUCCUUCUAUACUGAGUAUUCAGGAGCUGGCCAAACAGCCCAUGGCUACAGUGCCACAAAUCUUUCUCUUGGAGGAUCAGGAGCGUCCCGUUCUCUUAGAGAAUGCUUCCCUCCCCGACAUCCCCACCAUCGACAUGAAACGUUUGAUUAUGAGUGAAACCACAGAUUUUGAACUAGACAAGUUGCACUCAGCUUGCAAAGAAUGGGGCUUCUUUCAGUUGGUGAACCAUGGAGUCAGUUCUUCCCUUGUGGAGAACCUGAAACAUGAGAUUGUAGAAUUUUACAAGCUUCCCUUGGAAGAGAAGAUGAAAUAUAAGAUGCCAGGUGAUGCUGAAGGAUAUGGGCCGUCUAUAAGAUCAGAAGAUCAAAAACUUGACUGGGCUGAUAGGUUUUACAUGAUAACCAAGCCUAUUCAUAGAAGGAAGCCACAUCUAUUGCCACAGCUCCCUCCAUCACUAAGGGAUAACUUGGAACUGUACAUAUCAGAGUCGCAGAAACUCGCCAUGAGACUUCUAGGGUUGAUGGCUAGAGCUAUAAAGUUGGACAAGAGAGAGAUGGAAGAGUUGUUUGAUGAUGGAAGGCAGGAAGUGAGGAUGACUUACUAUCCUCCAUGUCCACAAUCAGAGAUGGUUAUGGGCAUUGCGCCUCACUCCGAUCCUACAGGCAUCACCAUCCUUCUCCAAGUUAAUGAAGUGGAUGGUCUCCAGAUAAAGAAAGAUGGGGUUUGGAUUCCUGUAAACCUCCUCCAAGAUGCACUUGUAGUUAAUGUGGGAGACAUCCUGGAGAUUGUGAGCAAUGGGAUGUAUACUAGCAUUGAGCAUAGGGCAACUGUAAAUAGUACAAAAGAGAGGAUCUCUAUUGCCAUGUUUUUCAGCCCCAAAUUUUCAGCUGAGAUUGGACCCGCUCCUGGUUUGAUAACUCCUCAAAACCCCCCAGUGUUCAAACGAAUAGGCAUGGAAAAAUACUACCAAGAUUUCUUCUCUCGCAAGCUGGAUGGGAAAUCUAACCUGGAGCAUAUGAAGAUAAAAAAAUGAGACAAACAAUGGAUGAAUGAUUAGUACAGAAUGAAAUGGUUUGGGACAAAUUAGGCAGUUGAUUUGGCACACGAUGUGUGAUAAUAGGGCUAACAUGCUAGCAGUUGGCAGGCGCUGACAUGGAGGGCGACAUGUACCUGCGUUUACGGUGAACUUCUUUUUAUUAUUUAUUUUGAUAUUAAAAAAAAUAUAUUUUGUAUUUAUUUGAAGUGUUGAAAUCUAUGAAUCAA